UCCAGGAUGGACACGAUCAUGCUCACUGGUGGUCUCCUCUGCCUGCUGGUGGGACAGGCUCUCUCCACCUGUGAUCUCACAGACUACACAAUCUAUGUGGAGAAACCCGAGUGUGACUUCUGUGUGGCCAUCAACACUACCAUCUGCAUGGGCUUCUGCCGCUCCAGGGACACCAACGUGAUGGGGCUGGCGGGGACGCUCUUCCUGGUGCAGCGGAGCUGCACCUACCAGUCACUGGAGUACCGCACGGCCGUGCUGCCGGGCUGCCCGCUCCACGUGGACCCGCUCUUCUCCUACCCGGUGGCCCUGCGCUGCAACUGCAGCACCUGCGACACCGACAGGAGCGAGUGCACCCACAAGGCCGUCGCCGACGGCGCCCGCUGCUCCAAACCGCUGCGCCACAUCUACCCAUACCCGGGCGAGAGCAACCACAUCCAGUCCCACUGA
Messenger RNA from Megalops cyprinoides (Indo-Pacific tarpon), 447 nucleotides. It is a transcript of the gene tshba, whose product is annotated as thyroid stimulating hormone subunit beta a. Gene Ontology annotation, biological process: G protein-coupled receptor signaling pathway. Gene Ontology annotation, molecular function: hormone activity. Bases 7 to 447 code for a protein of 146 amino acids. NCBI's taxonomy places the organism in Eukaryota, Metazoa, Chordata, Actinopteri, Elopiformes, Megalopidae. Gene Ontology annotation, cellular component: cytoplasm; extracellular region. The transcript has 3 exons. The record is from RefSeq and is a predicted model, not a curated record.